AUGCCGCCCAUAAACAUAACUGUCGAGCAACUACUCGACAUCGAGGACGCUUUGGUUUCCGACGAAAAUCCCGCGCGCGAUGACGGCGUCUUCGACUAUGAGCGCUGCGCCAGAUUGCAUAACUACCUGGUUGCAUACGGCUGGAUGGCCCUCCACGGACGAGAUACGCCCGACCUCACAGCGUUAGCCGAAGAGAAAAGGUUCUUCAGCGACGAAUGGAACCCAGAUGCAGACCGUGAUAUCCUGGAUCCGUCGCUUAACGCUUGGCUGGAUAGGAUCUACGAUCCUACGCAUGAACUUUUCUUCUGGGUCGGUGGACUUUCGAUGGAAUCCUGUGACGAGACUUUUCAGUUCGAUGAAAACGACCGUGAAGAUGAAGAAAUUGCGCGAUUUAUUGUGAUCUAUCGUACCUCGUCUAAUGCAUACUCCCAAACUAUGGGGGUUGUCUACGACCAGCAGCUCCAUAGGGUCUCAUUUCCUUUAACUAUCGGAUCUACUGAAAAUAUCGAGCCUAUCAACGAACAUGAGGAGAUGUGGUUUCCAUUCGAGACCCUUCUAACGCAGUGGAUCCAUCUGAUUCGUCUUGAGGACAGGCCUCGGCACCGAGCUCAGGAGGGAUUAUGGUCGUGGCUUCCCUACUGCGAUGCCCAAGUUGAUAAUACUGUUACUGCGAUUGAGCGCUAUGUAGUCGCGGUCGAAUCUCGAAUGCCCGCCGACUCACUUAUGCCUACGACUGGGACUCUCUUCACAGAUGAAGAACUAGAUACGGCAUCUGUACCGCAGGAAUGCUUUAUUCGUUUGGUUCUAACACGGAUGAAGUCCCCGCGUUUCAAAUUUAUCGCACCUGGGCUUCAGGUUCCACAUGAUAAGGAUGAAUUCGCGAGGCGCCAGAGCUUUACUCGUAUAUCUUUCGACGAGGGAACCAUACCAGCAGUCUUGAUUUUUGCCGCAGGACAAACUGUCGACUUAAACAUGGAACUAGAAAGGCUAUUCUUCUUCGAACGUCAUUAUGAAGAUGUGGCUUUAACCCCGGGGACUCCAAUAUUGACAGGAUUAUAUAGCGAGCCUACAUUCCGGAGUUGGUUUGAGCCAGAGGAGGCAGGUGUUAGAAAUAGAUUGUGGGUCACGUGGCCGCCAAGCGGGCGGAGCGGCCCCACUCGUAGCUAUCUAGACCUCUUCGCCCUUAGCAAUUUCAUCCUCCUUACACUCUCUGUGCACUGUAGCCUAUCUCCAACAGCAGGAUUCCGCCUUGUGCUUCCGUUUGCACUAGGGAAUAUUUCCCAUGGUGAUGGGGCGCGAGUGAGCGAUGGCCCAAUUCCGCCGGGCACGUUCGCGUACCUUUUCCAACAUGGCUGCCAUCAUCCCUUUGGAGGUGAGCACCGCUCGCAGAGGAUGGAAAGGCUAUUCGACCAUUGGACCGAACUGAUCGAAAGUGGUGUAUGGAAAGUGGGUAAAGAGGGUGUGGAAGGAGGUAUUGAAACGUUCCGCGAUGCAGACAGUGGCGCUUGGAGAGAUUACUGGAUUCCACCAGACUGGUAG
This is a messenger RNA of Penicillium subrubescens, 1539 nucleotides long. RefSeq lists its product as uncharacterized. Lineage: Eukaryota; Fungi; Ascomycota; Eurotiomycetes; Eurotiales; Aspergillaceae. The record is from RefSeq and is a predicted model, not a curated record. The coding region runs from base 1 to 1539 and encodes 512 amino acids. The transcript is spliced from 3 exons.